UUACCUUUAUUGCUGACAAGGUACCCUACAAUAAUGACAACCGCAAUGUAGCCUAUAGAAUGAGAUGAAACAUAGCUCAAUUCAAAUGCUCAAGUGAUAGCCUAUGGAAAAAGCAUUGUGGAGAAACUGGACGCACGCACGCUGCAUCUUCAGAACCAAUGCUGUCCAACCUUCAAUAAAGUGUAUGUAACCGUAUCUACAUGGUGUCACCGGACGUGUUUGCACGAUAAUAAAGGCUGUAAACGUUCCUUGUGGAAUGCACCCGAGUCGGGGAAACGAUGGCCUUGAGAGUGUGGUCCAAGAUCUGCUGCAAGAGGUGGGCAGUGGGGGCCUUCCUCCUCCUCUUUACCCUGUCUGUGGUGGUGAUCAACACCCUCCCCUUCCCCCCCUCUAAGACACGCAGGCUGCCCUCACGAGGCCUGAGCUCUGCUGGAGCCGGAGUGUAUAGAGCGAGGGCUAGACCCAGGGAAAGGGCCACGUUGGCCACUCAUCACCACCACCAUCUUCCUCUACCCCUCAACGGUCACAGUGGAGGUUGGAAGCAGAGUGACAAAGUCAAAGAGUCCUCCAAGCAUCACCUGGUGAUGGACCAGCCCAAACAGGAUCGAAGAGCAGCUAGCAUGACAGAUGAGAGAACUCACAGCAAUAACAAGAAGAAGAAUCGUAAAACUAAGGGCAUCGCCUCCAAAAGGAAAGAGAAGAAAGAGAUUCCGCAAAGUUCUAGUAGAGACAAACAACAUAAUAUCCAGCCAUUGACAGUCAAUGCUCCGCUAAUAAGACAUGAUGGAAGCCAUCUAACCAACUGCAGUGGUUCAGAGCUCUCCACCCAGCCACCACCUCUUCCCAGACAAGAGAACCUCCACCCAGCCGUGCCCCAGACUGUAGCGCGUAGCCAGAGCCGCCCUUCUACUGCAGACCUUGGCCUGUCUGACUCUGAGCACAAAUGUACUCCAGAUGAACAGAGGCAGGACCAGGGGCAUACAGGGCAGGCAGGGAGGAAGGACCUAACCAAGCAGCAGGCUGUGAAAAAGGUCCCCAGAGAACUCAGGAAACAUGACAGACAGUCAGCAGAGGCCUCAGAGAGGAAGAGGCCCACUUCGUCUAGGCGUAAAGAGACCCGGUCCACAGCAGGAACAGCAGCAGAAGCAGAGAAAGGGAGAGAGGGGGAGGCCCACUGGUGUAAGAUGUCAGCUGGAGAGAGGGAGUUUCCAGACACUGACACACGGAGAAUAAGGACUGGGGACCCUGACUCCCUGCCAUGGCUCAGCAAGGACGAUAUUCACAAGAUGGAGUUCCUCUCAGGCAGCGAGGUUGUCAGUAAGGCCAGGAUCCCAGCCCACGGACAGGUCCUCCAUGUAGGGCUGGGUGCCCCUCAUCAUGCCCCUUCUCUUGGGGCUCCAUUGGCUGACCACAGUGGGCACUGCCAGCAGGGUCUGUGUGCCCUGAUCAAACGUCCAGACGACUGGUUCGAAGUCUUCGCCUUCCAUUUAGACCGUGUUCUCGGCUUGAACAGGAGUCUGCCCACAGUGUCCAGGGCCUUCCACAGUGACAUCCUGCCUUAUAAAUACACCAGAGGGGCAGCCAGACCCGUGGUGUGGUGGGACCCAGGCAUCCAGCACCUGGCUGAUGAUGACAAUGACCAGAACUCGUUCCCUCUCACCUGGCCCCAGUACCAGAGCCUGCUGAGGGCCAGGUGUGGCAGCAGCAGCGGGGUGGCCCUCAACGAGACCCCCUGUGUGGGGGUUCACCAUGCGGAGUGGGGGCGCCUGGCACUCUUUGACUUCCUCCUACAGGUGAAUGAUCGUCUGGACCGGUACUGCUGCGGUUUCCAGCCUGACCCAACAGAACCAUGUGUGGAGAACCUGCUACAUACCAAGUGCAGGAACCCGAAGGAUCUAGUGCUGGUGCACAUCCUGGUGAGGAGGGUAGAGCCUACCAGACUGGUGUUCAUAGACAAUGCAGGCAGACCAAAUCAUCCCCAUGACAACCUCAACUUCCACUUAGUAGAGGGCAUUGAUGAGUUUCCAGAGAGAGCCGUAUCGGUUCUCCAGUCUGGCUGCUUGGAGAGCAUGCUCCUGAGCUCCCUGUAUAUGGACAAGGAAUUCUGGGAGAGCCGAGGGGGGGCACGUGGCCUGAAACCUCUCAUCCACACUGUUGAGCAGAGAGGGAGGAUUCUGCUGCAGCACAUCCACGACAAGAGACUGAGACUGAACAGGGAUCUGUGAAUCCAAUGGCCACAUGCACCCAGCAGUACAUUCAUUUCAUCCAGGCAGGGGGUGCCUGCGACAGACGUGGAAGCCUCCUCAAGGUCCCGGGCAGCCUAAAGACACAAAAUGUGUCUCAAAUGACACCCUAUUCCCUAUAUAGUGCACUACUUAUGACCACAGCCCUUCAUUGUCUAUGAACACCCUAUGGGCCCUGGUCAAAAGUAGUGCACUGUAUAGGGAAAAGGGUGCUAUUUGGCCCGCAGAUACGGUAUGCCCGUUCCAUGCUGGUUGUGGUUCCCAUCCAUGUUGUAUCCAUACAUCUUGCCAACAUACCUCAAGCCAAGCAAAUUAUGCCUGUUUUUGUGAGUUUUGUAUUUUCAAAUAAAAAAUUGCAGAUUGAACGAUUUAUUUAAUGUCUGUUUUAUGAGAUAAGCGUUUGGCUGUAAUUUUAAGAUUAAAUAUUUUAGAUCCAGGAGUCUUGUCGGUGAGAAAAUCCCAAUCCACAUGUAUUUUUCUCCAUAUCUUUUAUAAAAUUGUGCUCCUAAGACAAUGAUGAGGAAACCCUCUCAAUUUAGUAAAAGGAACACUAUUGUUAUUAUUAUUAUUAUUGCUGAACAUUGGACUUAUUGCCUAUGUUCCAGGACAUUUAGACAAUGAUGACUCUACGCCAAUUAAUGAACAAUGGACAAAAUAUAUUGAAGUGCCCUACAGACUGGGGUUGCUUUCUUUUGGGGCUAGAACACAUUCCAUUCCUAUGGGAGAAACUGUUUAGGAUAGAUGGCCAGUCCCAUAGGCUUCCACACAAUUCCUUUAUUUAAAAUGGUUUUCUAUGUUUAAGGUAAUUUAGACCAUAUUGCUAAUAAUAAUGGGGAUAUUUGACUGUUUAGGCUUUUUUCUUCUUCUGGGUGGGGAACGACCAAUGGGUGGGUUUCCCUGUGGGUCCUGCUUUUUGUUUCACAUCCAUGUGCUUAUUAACACUAAAGUUAACAAUUACAUGAUUAAUACUACAUUAUUAUUUUGGCAAUGCUAGCUAUUUUCUCUUGGAAUUUUAAAGGCCUAAACUCACCUAUUAAAUGUUCCACCUGUCUUGAUAUCCUAGCAAGAAACCGUAAUGGUAUAGCAAUGUUCCAAGAAAUAUCUCAUUUACAUAAGUAUUCACACCCCUAAGUCAAUACAUGUUAA
Messenger RNA from Coregonus clupeaformis (lake whitefish), 3389 nucleotides. RefSeq names its product Golgi-associated kinase 1A-like. Bases 279 to 2225 code for a protein of 648 amino acids. NCBI's taxonomy places the organism in Eukaryota, Metazoa, Chordata, Actinopteri, Salmoniformes, Salmonidae. The record is from RefSeq and is a predicted model, not a curated record. The transcript is spliced from 5 exons. Gene Ontology annotation, cellular component: Golgi apparatus.